Molecule: messenger RNA, 7811 nt
Organism: Hippocampus zosterae (dwarf seahorse)
Lineage: Eukaryota; Metazoa; Chordata; Actinopteri; Syngnathiformes; Syngnathidae
Gene: tacc2
Product: transforming, acidic coiled-coil containing protein 2
Exons: 20
Coding region: 63-6833 (2256 amino acids)
Biological process (GO): mitotic spindle organization; cell population proliferation; cerebral cortex development
Cellular component (GO): cytoplasm
Source: RefSeq, a predicted model, not a curated record
ACAGAGUUCGCUUUGUGGACAGUGUGAAAGAAGACCAUAGUGUCACUAGAGAGGUGAGAAACAUGCCAAUGCCGGCUUCGGGAUGUGCUUCAUUGCCUCCGUUGACGGUACAUGAGAGUUUGUACCAUCCUGUUGUUGAGUCCAGCUAUAUUUACCCAGACUUCCUCAGCUUAAAGAAGCCGGAAACCAGCAGUGACAUAUCUUUUGCCAAGGAUGACGCGGCGUUUCAAAUUGCCACACCAAUGUCAGAGAAUGGCGUUCUUUUGGGUACACAUGAUAAAUCCGAGAAUGCUGAGAGCGAUCCGUCCGGUGAAGACAGAAAAAGACCAACCGAGAAAACUCUUAGCCGUGCAGAACAUGGUGACUGUGUUGAAACCACCACAAUUCCCACAGGCGCUGAUACAGAAUCAGCAAAAAGUGCUGAAGAGCCUAGAGAACUCACAGAGAAUGAAUUAAAUAAAGCAACAAAGGAGUCAUCAGAACAAAGUGAUUGGACAACAAAGCACCUCGAAAGAACAAAGUCAACUGGUGAACAACCAUGCGAAAAAACGGAUCAGAUGUUAACAAAGCAGCAAGAAGUUGUGACAGAAAAGGCCAUUGACGUUUUGUGUCUAACCCCAAGAGAAUUUAACACACCUGAGAUCAAAAUGGAUAGCAAAGAACCAAUUAAAUCUGACAACCCGGAGGAGAUACGAAGUGAUGUAUUUGUGGUCAAAGAAAGAGAAAGUUCUGUCAGUAAUGCUACCUUGAAGCUAAUAGGAGAUGUCUUGACGAAGUCUCCCGAUAGACAACUUCCCAGUGAUCUUGAUUCCAUCGCUAAUUCUGAAACUGGGAUGUUAGCCUGCUCUGUCUCUCCUCAGACAAAACUCAGACAUCUCAGCUGUCAGCCUGUUGCUGAGUUUGAUCAACCCGCUCAUGCACUAGCUAGCACAGAGCCGGUUGACUCGAGGCAGGACUUGAAGUCUGUGACUCUCUUUGGCCUCAGAAGGGGUGGGUCAGGAGUUUCAGGGGUGAUGGCCACUGAGCAGUCCAUUUCUGUUUGCGAGCAAAAUGCGAGUCAUUCUACGUCAAUGCUGCAACCUAGAGGCCUUUUGUUAAGUGACUUGGACGCGGUUGAUGAAUUUGAGGUUUCUUUUUCUGAAGGAAUUGGUAAAGACAAUGCUAACUGUCACAGUACUGAGACACAUCUGUCUUUAGUAGACAAUCAGGAAUGUGAAGAAGCUAAUGAUGAAGUAGCAAGAAUGUGUUUGAUACAAGAGGGGAGAAAUGAUACAGAGUGUGUCGCCACUCUGCCAUCUGACUACAAAGUGACACCUUUGGAAGAGGAAAAACAACAUCCAGACUGUGAACUGGGAAAUUAUACCUCUCAUGAUGUGACUCAUGCAACGCCCAACGUCAUUAUUGACAUUUGCCCACUCAGCUCUGACAAGCCCAAUGGGACGUGUGAGAACACUGAGCUAUGCGGCGUCAAGGAGAAACAGAACAUGAGUGACAAAACAUCCAUGUCACUCAAAUGCAAAACCAAGGAGCUCAAUAAUCAAAAGGAAACAGUAGAUGCUAGCAAACUGCCCAUCGGAAAUAUGACACCACAACAGAAUGAAGACUCGGAUAAAGAUGCUAAAGAGGCAAUUGGAGACCUGUCACAGUCACAUAAAUUCGACAUCCGUAGUACAGAACCAAAUAUUGUGGAUAAUUUGGAAUCAAAUAUACAAAGUGAACUUCAUGUUUUCGACCAGUAUUUGCCCCAAAUUUUGGCAGAAACAGUGGAGCACCAGGACAACAGGGACUCAGCAACCGAUUUUAGUUCAAACCCUGAAUUGAACAGUUUGGCUUGGCAACAGGAGCAACCGGAGCAAGAUUUGCUAUCCAAGUAUUCCACAGAUGGAUUGCCAGCUGGUUGCGUGGAGGCAUUUGAAGAGGGAGCAAAGACUAACAGCCAAGUCAAAGCAAUCCAAGCACUGUUUCCUGAGGUAACAGAGGUGGUAGGAAGAGACUGGGGAUCCUUUGAGAAAUCCGAAAGCCAGGGUGAGUUGUCAAGAGAAGACGGCGGUAUUGUUGGUGGAGAGAAAUUUGAAAUAAAGGAAUCACAAGUGAGUGUCUGUGAUUUAACUGAUAGCAGACACUCAACUGGACAAAAUAUUUUAGAGCAAACAAAAAAGGCUCACGUGGACAAGUUUGGGCAUGAGAUGAGUCAUGAUACGUGUGGUUUGGCAGAGGAGGGCUCAGGAACAGAUUUAUUGCAUAACAAGGAAUUUCGGAAUAGUAUGGAGAGUCAAGCUAAGACAGAAAGCAAACAUUCAGAUUUAUUAGAAGAGCUUGAAGGAAAUGAUUUCGGCUUACGAGGCAACGCUGUAAAUGCCGAGCCUUUUUUAGAUGAUCUUGAUAUUUCACCUUUGGGAUUGUCCAUUUCGGAAAAAGAAAGCACCCGUAGUAAUGAGUAUGAUGCAGCUGUUAGUCUAAGUGAAACUGAGAAGUAUAAAAUCCCGGAUAGAAUAUGUAAGUCUCUUGAGUCGCAAUGCUGCAAUAUUAGCUCAGCCCCACAAAAUGCUUCAGUCGCACAAAGGCCCAUAAAAGAACCGCAUGUAGACGAGACUACAGGGAGAAAUAAAGUCGCUGUAGAUGAAGAAAUUGCAGAUUUCUCAAUGCAGGGAACAAGUGAGGUUAAAGUCCAGGACGAUAAGGCCACAAAAAAGAAUGGACCUCGUGUAACAGUUGUUGCUCAAGAUCACGAGCCAUCAUCUGCGAACGUCUCAAACCACGCUUGUCACCAUGAUUGCAAUUUCAAUCAGACAAUGGAUCAUGACGAACCAACUCGUAAUCCACAACCCAACGUCGCCAAAGACACACCAAGUGUUUCAUCAAAGACACAAGAUGAUGAUCCAAUGCGCUCUCGGGCAGCGUUCCCCCAAAGUGAGAAACUUCCCAAUCUCAUCUCCUUGCCAAUGCCGCCGGCUGAUGAUGUGGUACACCCUCCCCGCUGUGACUCUGAUUUUGAACAUGCCCGCACGGACACAGAAGCAUCCCAUAUAUCAGACAAUUCUGCUGGACUCACGACGCAAGAACCAGACCCAAACUGGAUCACGGCUCUCAGAGAAGCUGUUUCCGAUGCGCAGACUGAACAAGAGAGCGCAGAAAUACCAAGAGCCCUCCCAUCUUUGGAGUCUCCUCAGCAAGAGUUUCUCAUUCCUACUGAGGCCGGAGCCAUUCCUCUGGAGCCAGAGGAGAUCCCUCAAGAACAAACAGACACCAUAACGUCACAUGCUGAACUGGCUCGUGCAGGACAGCUAGAAGAGGGCCGAAAGGUGACAGAAAUUGUCAAAAGAGAAGAAGAGUGUAUAGAAGAGUAUUCGAUAAGUAGGGCAAAAAUAUCAGCGGAUCUAAGUGAGCUCUCAAAACCAGUAAAGAUCCCAGGUGAGCUCGUGGAACUCAACGAGAGUAAACUGGAGCAAGAAUCUUUUGAAAAAAGUCUGAAAAUAACAGAACACCUCGAACCAAACAAGCCAAUCGGUGAACAUCCAGAAGAGAAACCUGAAAACCCUGCAAAGGAAAGCACGGAAGUGGCCCUUGAUUCUACGUUGGUGCCACAGAAAAGUGGACCCCCACUCACUGAACAACCCGAGAGGAGCGCUGCCUUGCCCAUAAGUUCUCCCAGACACCUCCCGACUGCUCCCCUUCCCGAGCUCCACACUCCUCCACCUGCAUCUCCCCACCAAUUUCCUCUUCCUCCGGUUCCUGCCUCCCCCUUGGCACCUUCUAGUUAUCAGAGUGAUGACCCCUGCCCAACCUCUGCAUCUUGCCACCUCCUUCCAAGGAGUUCUGACUCUGAGGGAGCAUUCGAGACUCCUGAAUCGACAACACCAGUGAAGGCUCCCGCAGAUCCACAGAACCAAUUAUUACCCACUGAUGACAAAGGAGAAGAUACCUCUGUGAGAGCCCUCUCAUCUGACGCGAUUUCGGAGCCUCUUGCAAUAGUUUUCGAUGAGGACAGGCCAAUUGCUGCCAGUGGCACGUACAACAUCGAACAUUUUGCCUCCGACACAACAAGUCAACCACUUACUCGUUCUCUCAGCCUCCAGGGUGGAGAACUUGACACUUCCGGCUUGGAUGGAUCGGCAACACAAGGCUUCCGCCCUCAUUCGGAAUCCUUCAGCGUAGGCACAGAUAGCAAUCCGGGGACAUUACGCAAGCCCAGGAAGGUCCGCCCUGCAUCUGUAAAGAAGAAGCCUCUCCUGAGGCAGAACUCCAACCCGGAGAGGCCAAGUUCUACGAUUAGCACCCCAGAGAUCAUUAAGCGAGCAAAGCAUCAAACCGUGACUCCGGAGGGAAAAGAAAGCCAAAGUCCUGCAGAAGGUGGAAGUCCUGCAGGAACCCUCAGAAAGACGAGAACAACCCGUGUGGACACUCCACCUCCUCUACCAGAAGAAAACACUCAUAUAGAACCAGAGAGUAGUCUCGCUGGCCCUGCCUCACCCUUGUGCCGGGAGAAGAACCGUCUUCCGGCUAGUCCUCCUGUAACAGAAAACCUCACCAACCCACCCAGUGGCUCCUACAAAUGGGAUCCAGCGAACUUUGAGAGCAUAGACCCAUUCAAGACUGGUGGGAGUAAGAUUGCCAACUCUCCUGUUCUUGGCCGAAAAGGUCUUGCAUGCGCCCCGAUUCUUACCCCGCCACAAAGUCCCCCUACCUCUGCUGUCAGUCAGCUUCCUCAUCCAGCUUCUGCAGAGGCACCAGUUACCAAACCCGAAGAGCAACCUCCUCUACCAAAGCGGGAGUCUGUGAGGCUGGAGUUUGAUUACUCAGAAGAGAAUAGUGAGGCAUCACACGGAGCGUCUCCCCCACCAAAGAAACUGGGCAAGAAACCUGGUGCCAAGAUGCCGCUGAGGAAACCAAAGUCUGGGUUAAAGAAGGCCCACCCUGGACAGACAGAGCAGCUGGACAAUAACCUUCCAGCAGAACACAAUGGGAACGAAGAAGAAAAGCCCAUUUCCAGGGGUUCUUAUGACUUUGAGUCGAAUAAGUGGGACGAUCCAAAUUUCAAUCCGUUUUUGACCAAGACAGCCGUAGCUAACUCUCCGAAAGCAUCUGGGCCUAACUACAGUUUUGAUUUUGACGACUCCAUAGUCGAUCCUUUUAAGUCCUCCAACAAGAUGGCAACCUCACCCCCAAAGGCCUCGGCCUCCUUUGAGAUGUCAUCAAAUGAUGACAUGGAAAAUGAUAACGACAAUAUCGGAGAGCUGGAAGAUCAAAAUCAGAACAAACCGGCCAAAAAGAAGAAAACUCCGAUCAAAUCGAGGUCCAGAGGUGUGCCCAAACUCUGUUGUUUGUUCAAUACUUUUAGGGUAAAGCGGUCACCAAAGAAAUCACAGUUGUCCGACAACGCACAGGAUGCAGAUGACCCCGCCUCCCUUCCUCCACAAGACGGCCACGCCACAGACGAGGAGAAGCUGGCCUCCUCCACCAAUCACAAGUGGGCAGGCUUGCACGACGUCGAUGCAGACUUGAACUCUGACCAGCAGGACUUCCCUCACCCAUCGGAUCUGACAUCCUUUGUCAAUGAGAGCGGUCUUCAGUCUUCAGUGCAAGACUAUGAAAUAGAGUACAUGGAGAAAAUUGGCUCUUCCUCAUCUCCACCGUCUGUGAAGAAGCCGUCACUAUUUCUAAAGUUGGACUCGCUAUCAAACACCGUAACCAAGGAUACACAUGGAUCGGAGCCCAACUCCCCGUGCACAGGGAGUUUUGAGGAAAUGGAGGCUCAGAUAACAGCCAGCAUGAAGACUCCCGUCUUAAAUUCCCGGCCAGGUCCCGAAGGCUACGCUGGAGAAAAGGGCAGGAAAAGAGAAAGCGAAGUGCUCAGUCGAACACAAAGCACAGAGAGGGAUGAGCAGCUCAAUAGCCAAGAGGUCCCAUCUUCAGCCCUGACCAUGUCCCUGUUAGAAAGACUGUCCGAGUGUGACCAUCCAGUGCAGUACCUGGAGCCCGACCUCGCUGAGACCAACCCUAAUGCAUUCGCCCAAAAACUCCAGGAGGAGCUGGUGCUUGCUGCCCUGCGGAUAGAGGCUCUGCAAGUAGCCAAAAACAUCUCUCAGUGCCCCUCCCUCUCCACUGUAACCCCCCAGCACAGAGAUGUGUCGGCACCAUCUGAGGGUUCAGUAUCCAAGAACAUGCUGUACGCCCGCACUGCUAACAGCUACAUCGAUGGAGAGAGUCCACAUCUUCCCAAAGAUCUGGACCACUCGCUGGGAAUCGCAAAAGAGGAGAUCGUAACAAAAGAGAGGGAGGCGCAGGAGUGGCAGAGGAAAUACGAAGACAGCCGUCAGGAGGUGCAGGAGAUGAGGAGGAUUGUUUCUGAGUAUGAGAAGACGAUUGCACAGAUGAUCGAAGAUGACCAGAAAGAGAAGUCUCUGUCCCACCACACCAUUCAACAGCUGAUCAUCGAAAAAGACCAGGCCUUAGCCGACCUCAACUCCGUAGAAAAAUCUCUGGCUGACCUCUUCCGACGCUAUGAGAAGAUGAAAGAUGUGCUCGAGGGUUUCCGCAAGAAUGAAGACGUGUUGAAGAAGUGCGCUCAAGAGUAUCUGUCCAGGGUACGCAAAGAGGAACAGCGGUACCAAGCUCUGAAGAUUCACGCAGAGGAGAAGCUAGACAAGGCCAAUGCAGAAAUAGCUCAAGUGAGGGCCAAGUCCAAGCAGGAGCAGGCUGCCCACCAAGCCAGUCUGAGGAAGGAGCAGAUGAAAGUGGAUUCUCUGGAGCGCACGUUGGAGCAAAAGAACAAAGAGAUUGAGGAGCUAACGAAGAUUUGCGAUGAGCUAAUAGCCAAGAUGGGCAAGUGCUAGCACUCACACGCCGUUCUAGAUCAGUCAACCACAUCAAGCCUCGUUCACAUAUGAACGGAGUAGUUGUGUUGGAGGGGAAAAAAAUACUUGGAUAGACUCUUCAAGCCACACUGGUCUUACAGUAAAUUUUCUACUGACAUUGUGUAUACAGGAUGCGCACAGAUGGCUUACUUUUCAUCACGCUGUAUAUUUUUGAUGUGUCACUGCAUUGUACUGUAUCAGGGGUCUUAGUUUGACGUUUUAGAAACUGCACCAUAUCAUUAAUUUCUAUAGCAGAGUGUGUGUGUGUGUGUGUGUGUGUGUGUGUGUGUGUGUGUGUGUGUGUGCGUGUGUGUGUGUGUGGGUGUGUGUGUGUGUGUGUGUGUGUGUGUGUGUGUGUGUGUCGCGCAUAUGUCAUUAACAUAUGCAUAUGUUAAUGAGGAUUGCUUGUGGGUUUUAUCGUUAUGAUGUUGCCAUGACAGCCACUGAGGGAGAAGACUGUUUACCCACUCCUCUGAAUGCCUCCUAAAAAAAAGGAAAAAAAAGACAAAAAAGGAGCAACAGCCCAUUUUAUAGUAUGAUCCAGUGCUAAGAGAAUAAAAAUAACCACUGUAGCUUAUUGCAUGCGAGAAAAAAAAUCUUGUCCGUUUUGUAUAAAAUGUUAAUUAUGGAAGAGACAUUUUUAUGUGCUCCCCGAGUAAAACACGGAUGAGUAUUGAUUUGUCUGAAUUUUUAUUUUCGUGGGAACAGUAGCCCAUUGUGCUUCCCUCGUGUGACCUUGUACUUUGUAGAUAUUUGUCAUAAUCGUCAUAGUUGUCUUGAUGAGACCAUGGGACUUUAUUUUUCUUAGUUUAUUUUGAUAUAAACCAAACUAAUUGUGACUGUAUUCAGAUGUGCCCCGGUUCUGCUUGGGUUGUUGUGUCACACUGAUGAGUAACAUGUCUCCACAGCUGCUGUACAGCGUCUGCUUACAAAGUGCAAUAAAAGAUGGCAAUAUAA